Molecule: messenger RNA, 3277 nt
Organism: Danio rerio (zebrafish)
Lineage: Eukaryota; Metazoa; Chordata; Actinopteri; Cypriniformes; Danionidae
Gene: znf148
Product: zinc finger protein 148
Cellular component (GO): nucleus
Source: RefSeq, marked validated
AGAAUGCAUCACUGCGCAGCUGCAGAUGGAAUGUAGCUCGCUAGCCUCGUAUGCUAGCCGCAGCACCACAGUAAAGUUUGACAAACACGUCAUGAGCGGCUCGAACCCGCAGCCAGCGUCGCACUGACGACACAUGCGGUUGACGUUGGAAAGGUGCCGUGUUGACUGCUGAUUGGAAUCCCUAUGUUGGUUCUGUAACUUCAGCACAACUGCUCAGCGUUCAGCGAUGAACAUUGAUGACAAGCUGGAGGGCAUGCUUUUGAAAUAUAGCCCUGUGGGGCUUCAACACCCUUCCAGAGGUUUGGGACCCUCGAGGGUGGAUGGAAGAGGAAGAAGAGGCAGUUUGGAUAUGACUCUUGGGGAGCGCAGCUUGGCGAAUCAUCCACUUUUGGCAGAGGAUGAUGAUGACGAGGAUGAGGAGGAGGAUGAUGACGAUGACCUGGCAGGUGAAGGCCUGACCUCACAUGACCUGAUAUCUCAGGAUGACCUGAUGGUGCAUGAGGAGACGGUCAAAAAUGAUGGACAGGAUGAAGCAGCUUUCUCACAUCGAAUCUCCAAUAAAUUACACUAUACACUCAGUAUGCCGGUAAAUAUAAAGCAGGAGAUGAAAGUGCCAGACUCAUUGAUUCUAAAUAAAAAGGAGAAGAAACCAGGGAGGGACCCAUCUGACUGUCACAAAAAGAAGAAGAGAAAGCAGCGCUCGCCUGCAAAGAUUCUCACUAUAAACGAAGAUGGCUCACUUGGACACCAGAACCCAAAAUCUCAUAUCUGUGAGCACUGCAAUGCAGCUUUUCGGACAAACUACCAUUUGCAGAGACAUGUCUUCAUUCACACGGGUGAAAAGCCUUUCCAGUGCAAUCAAUGCGACAUGCGCUUUAUUCAGAAGUACCUGCUUCAGAGACAUGAGAAGAUCCAUACAGGAGAAAAACCCUUUCGCUGUGAUGAGUGUGGAAUGAAAUUUAUACAGAAGUACCACAUGGAGAGACAUAAGAGGACACACAGUGGAGAAAAGCCUUAUCAGUGUGACUAUUGCCAUCAGUUCUUCUCCAGAACUGACAGAGUACUGAAGCACAGAAGAAUGUGCCAUGAGAAUAAAGACAGGAAGGUGCAGAAAACAGCUGUCAAAGAUAGUCCUCUUCGCACUCCAGAGAACUUGGGCUUCUCUUUUCCUGCUAAGGAUUGCACCCUUCCCAAGAAGAAACGUCAGAAGACCUCUGAUAAAAGUCGGGCCUCAAUCACAAACCCUGCUGUUGAUAAAGUGGUUGAAGCUGAUAUGGAUGAAAAGACGGAAGAUCGACUUGCCAAAAGUGAGUGUCUUCCUCUUUAUGCUGUAGCCACCAAGGUGAAGGAUGAAUAUGUUGUGACCGAUUAUUCUGUGGAGCUCCCUGAUUCCCCACCUGGCAGCAGGCAUCUUGCAGGAGAGGAAUCCAACGAUGAAAUUAUCAGUCCUCCAAAACUAGUCUUAAAGAAAAUUGCUAGCAGAAGAGGUUUCAAACAGCAGGCUCUAGAGCAGUCCCAGAGUCUCUCUCCAUUGUCCUCAUUCGAAGAGAGCAAAGUAACAAGAUACACAUUUGAGAUUGUGGAUAACAAAGGUUUGUUGGAUGUAGAGACCAAUCCUGACAUGGAGUCAGUUGAAGCCCUACAAGUAGGACAAGCGAAACCUACAGGGAGCAGCACAAACUAUGACGACGCCAUGCAGUUUGUCAAGAAAAGGCGAUAUCUUCAGGCAGCUACGGCGAACACUAGUCGAGACUAUGCGCUCAACGUGAGCAGCAUCGUAUCACAGUCAUCUGUCACUCAAGCAUCUGUAGCGACUGUCAUCGAUGAGACCGUUCCUGCCACAAUCCUCUCUGAGACUCAGACGCUAAACGUGGAAAUAAAGUCCAGUAAUGAGAAAAACGUGCUUCCAGAUGAAGUCCUGCAGACGCUUCUUGAUCACUACUCCAAUAAGGCCAAUGGGCAGGCAGAGAUUUCCUUUAGUGUGGCAGACACUGAGGUCACAUCCAGCAUCUCCAUCAACUCUUCUGAUGAGAGUAGCCCCGCGGAAGCUUUGGUAACCAGUUCACAAGCACCUCCGACUGAGAAGGCCAGCCUUUUGCAGGAGUACUCCAAGUUUCUCCAGCAGGCACUGGAAAGGACCAGUCAGAACGACACCUACCUUAACAACCAGAGUCUUACUUUUGUAAAUGACAGUGCCAGUCUCGCUGGUCAGCCUUUGUUCUCCACAGAGAAGCAGUUCACCUCCCCACCCCGGUUCAGACCGACCAUGAACUCUCCAUUAAGAUCCACCUUGGAGAAACCUAACUUUAACCUUUUAGUAGAUACCCAACACUCCUUCUCCUUUUCAGGUGAUGAGACAAACCCUUCCUCAGUUUCACCAACCGAGGACUUCCUCGACCAAGUGACCUCUCCCAAAAAGACUGACCCUCAAAGCAUCAGCCAGACAUUUCAGAUCACUACUUUCGAUCAGAACUUUCGAUCUCAAUUCCCAAGCUCUCGAUCUGGAAUAUCCCCACAGUUUAGCAUUGCCAGUGGACAAGUUACCCUGAGAGGUCAUGGAGGGGCGGACUUCCCAGAGUUCUCUCUGGUUAAUGAAACAAGAACUCAACUAACUUCAUCACCAGAUGCUACAAGCAGCCAAACCUUUGGCUGAACAAAAGCUUUUAACGAUUUGAAGCAUUUAAAAGGCACUUUAUAGUUCUGUCAGUGAAGGCAAUGUGAUCUCUGUGCAAAUACUUAUGAUUUUCCAAUUCAAUCUCUAAACAAUCACGCCUGUGUAAGAAUCAAGGGAGCUGAGUCACGUGCACAUUAAGUUUCAUUAUUCUAAUGUAGAACAUAGAAUAUUCUGUGUCAUUGCAUUAUUUGUAGUGCAUGGACACACUAUGGCUCACCAACUUGGUUAGUCUUUGCGUUCCAGAUAUCAAGCAUUCAGUUUACUACUUUAUGUAGUAGUGUGAAUUUAUUGGGUUAAAGUAUCUUUCCCAAGAGAAAAUUUUAAAGUCCGUGUGAAAUCAAAAUUGACUAUGUUUACUUUGCUAUCUUAAAUUGUUAUAGUUAAUCUGUGCAGGUUAAUCCACUGAAUGUUUUUUGUUUGUUUUGGUAAUCUUUAGUCAAAGUCUGACCAUUUGCUUCUACAUUUGUAGUGGCGAUCCUUCUCUGUUGACGUCAACUUGAUCCAUAGCAAUAUUCUUAACCACGGCCCCUUACUGGUAGGUUGCAAUGAAGUACAUUGCAAAAAUGGAAGUACAUCAACAUACUGGAAUAAAAGUCUCAGCCA